Myzus persicae (green peach aphid) is the source of this 435-nucleotide messenger RNA. RefSeq lists its product as uncharacterized. The transcript is spliced from 2 exons. Bases 1 to 435 code for a protein of 144 amino acids. Gene Ontology annotation, biological process: DNA replication. Lineage: Eukaryota; Metazoa; Arthropoda; Insecta; Hemiptera; Aphididae. The record is from RefSeq and is a predicted model, not a curated record. Gene Ontology annotation, molecular function: DNA-directed DNA polymerase activity; DNA binding; nucleotide binding.
AUGUCUCAGUUUAUGCCCUACGGAGAUUUCAAGUGGGUUAAACCAUCACUCGACGGCUUAUACGAUUUGACUGAAGAUUCACCCAUAGGACGGGUUUACGAGGUUGACAUUGUUUAUCCGAAAAAUUUACAUAAUAAACAUAACGACUUACCAUUCCUACCACAAAACAGCGUACCACCAGGUUCAAAAGUACGCAAACUCAUGGCUACAUUUGAGCCUAAGAAAAAUUAUAUUAUUCACUAUAGAAACCUUCAGCAAGCCUUAAACAAUGGUCUCAUAGUUGAAAAGGUGCAUAGAGUUAUUCAAUUUAAGCAAUCACCUUGGCUUGCCCAGUAUAUUGAAUUAAACACUAAUAUGAGGGAAAAGGCGAAAAAUGAAUUUGAGCGGGAUUUCUUCAAAUUGAUGAAUAAUGCUGUAAUCGGUAUGUUAUUAUAA